UACAAAUGCUUCAACGAUCAUAUAUAUUACCCGUUGCAGGCACUAUACCACAGUCUACCUUCAGAAACCUUUCAAGAAGGCUUUUUAAAACAAUAUUAUGGACACUUGUGUUAGGAUACUUUUCAUUUUCAGUAAUCUUAUCUUCUAUACAUCUAUUCGAGCAUCUUAGAGGAAAAUCUCGAAAAGCUUUACAACCUAUAAACCGAAUGUAUAAUGGUAUUUUUCCCUUUUAUUUCCGUGCAGAAUUGACACCAGAGGAAGAUGACAUAACAGUCACAACAUUGGUUACUAAAGAUA
Molecule: messenger RNA, 297 nt
Organism: Racocetra persica
Lineage: Eukaryota; Fungi; Glomeromycota; Glomeromycetes; Diversisporales; Gigasporaceae
Source: the annotation of a GenBank genome assembly